Messenger RNA from Polistes canadensis, 1203 nucleotides. RefSeq lists its product as uncharacterized. The record is from RefSeq and is a predicted model, not a curated record. The transcript has 3 exons. Bases 176 to 1060 code for a protein of 294 amino acids. Lineage: Eukaryota; Metazoa; Arthropoda; Insecta; Hymenoptera; Vespidae.
AAGAAAAUACUGGAUUACCAAAGAAAAAAAGUAUACAAGAAUUUUGAUAUUCCAUCGUCGUCUUUGACCGAUUUUAAGUUAUCAGUGAUUAUGUGUGUAAUAUCUUUUCUUUUUCUUUUUGAUCGUUGCGAGUUUGUUCCAUUUGAUAAUAUAAAAUAGCAAGAAAUUAUACGAAAUGAGACAUAUUAUAUUAAAAUUGUUAUGUCUUAUUAUUAUAUCGUUAUUAAUCGAUGCCAAUGGAAGAAUAUUAACAACAACUGAAUCAAGUGCUGAUUAUCUUCAAAAAGUUAUGCUGGAACUUAAACAAUUUCAUUCACCUACUACACCAAAUACUUACAUUGAAUCUACUGAAUAUUUAAAAUCUAAUAAAUUUCAACGAUAUAAUCAGAAUCAAAAUUACUCGAUUCAAAAUCAAAUUUCACAAACGCAACAAUACGAUCAAAUAAUUCGUAAAGACAAUUUUCGAAAUUCGAAAAUAUCGUCUAAUGAAAAAAUGGAUUUACAGCAUUCUGGAUCGAAUAAUAUACAGCAAUAUUACGAGGUUCGCUCCCCUACGCUUGUUAGUGUGGGAAAUUUAAAAAAUACUGGAUUAUUUGGAAUUACACGUGCGGAACUUGCAGAGAUCUAUAAAAAUGCAUUAAACAAAGGACCAUUGAUCAGUGUGUCGUCUUCAUCAAAUGUUCUUUCCUCUGAUAAGAAACCUCAAAUCAUAGAAACUCAUCUUGAAUUACCAGUUAGACAACCGGCGUAUCAUCAUUACUAUUUUUUUCCAUUAAAAACAAUUGAAAACGAACUGAACAAAAAUGACGAACAACACCACUUUAUGGCAAGCACACAUAAUAUCGAUAAUGUUGCAGAAGGUGCAUCUCAAAAACAGUUAAGCAAUCCACUAUUUAUAGCUGUUAGUACAUUCGUCAGUAUGGCUAUUUUAUUUAUGAUGGGAAUUCUAUUUUUACCAAAACUUCAUCAAUAUGGCAUUUUUUCAACAAGAGAAAUUCAAGACGAUUUUCUACACUUAACUAAUAUUGUUAUGGGUGCCGUUGAUAAAUUUGUAGACUGAAAUUUAUAUUAGCGUUUAGCAGAAUAUUUAAAUUAAAAAACGCAACAUUGUUACUAUAUGACAUUAUCGCAUAUCAUUUAAAAAUACAUUUUUUUGGAUUUAUUUUUACACGUUAUUAUAUUAUUACUAUCAAUAAAAUAGUA